GGCCACGAGGACCGCGAGGCCACGCCCAGCAAUACAAAAGGGAUUAAUACUCUCAUCGAUUCUUUACCUAGAUCUCACACUCCAUGAUCAAUCAGCCAGCUAGAGCCUAGUAGAGGCUAGAGCAGAACCAACCCAGGCUCCGUCCGCUAAUCAUUCUCUCCGAGAUCGAAUUCCGACCAAUCGGGGGGCCGCCGACAUGGGAGCAUCCACCGGCGCCGGCGCCGGCGAGCUGGAGAUCGUGGUGUUCCCGUGGCUGGCGUUCGGGCACAUGAUCCCGUACCUCGAGCUCUCCAAGCGCCUGGCAGCGCGGGGCCACGCCGUCGCCUUCGUGUCCACGCCCCGGAACCUCGCCAGGCUCCCGCCCGCGCACGGCGUCCGGUUCGUGCCGCUGCCGCUGCCGCGCGUCGACGGGCUCCCCGAGGGCGCCGAGUCCACCGCCGACGUCACCUCCGGCAACGACGAGCUCCUCAAGAAGGCCUUCGAUGGCCUCGCCGCCCCGUUCGCCGCGUUCCUCGCCGAGCAAAGCGCUGCCGGGAGGAAGCCGGACUGGAUCGUCCAUGACUUCUCCCACCACUGGAUGGCUCCCAUCGCCGACCAGCACAAGGUGCCGUGCGCGGCGUUCCUGAUCGUCUACGCGGGCUUCGUGGCCUUCCUGGGGCCGCGGUGGGCGAACGCGGCGCACCCGCGCUUGGUGACCGAGGACUUCACCGUCCCGCCCAAGUGGAUCCCUCCCCCGUCCGCCGUGGCCUACCGCGGCCACGAGGCAGGCUGGCUCGCCGGCGCCUUCAAGGCCAACGCGUCCGGCCUGUCCGACAUGGACAGGACGUGGCGGAUGUUCGAGAACAGCCGCCUCACCAUCUACCGCAGCUGCGACGAGGUCGACCCCGGGAUGUUCUCCCUGCUCACGGACCUCCUGCGGCACCCCGCCGUCCCCGCCGGGAUCCUGCUCCCCCCUGACAUUACCUCCGCCGGCGGUGGCGGCAGUGAAGAGAAAUCCCCCGCCGAGAGCCGCCACGAGGUCCUCCGCUGGCUCGACGACCAGCCGCCCAAAUCCGUGAUCUACGUGGCGCUGGGCAGCGAGGCGCCGCUGACGGAGAAGAACCUCCACGAGCUCGCGCUGGGGCUGGAGCAAGCCGGGGUGAGAUUCCUCUGGGCGCUACGGAAGCCCACGGGGAUGCUCACCGUGGACGAAGUCGGCAAGGUGUUGCCGGCCGGGUUCGCGGACCGGACGCGGGGCCGGGGGCUGGUGAGCGUCGGGUGGGUGCCGCAGGUGGAGGCGCUGGCGCACGGCGCGACGGCGGCGUUCCUGACGCACUGCGGGUGGGGAUCCACCGUCGAGAGCUUCGGGUUCGGCCACCCGCUGGUGAUGCUCCCGUUCACCGUCGACCAGCCGCUCGUCGCCCGGGCCACGGCGGAGAAGGGGAUCGGCGUGGAGGUGGCCAGGGACGAGGGUGACGGCUCGUUUGAUAGAGACGGCGUCGCGGCGGCGGUGCGGCGUGUCAUGGUGGAGGAUGAAGGGAAGGUGUUUGUGAAUAAUGCUAGGAGGCUGCGGGAUGCUGUUGCGGACCAGCGGCGGCAGGAGGGGUAUGUUGACGAGCUUGUUGAGCACCUGAGACGCUGCAGAUAUGAGUGAUGACCGGCCGGCGUGGACGACGACGGGCAGUUCGCUGCGUGCUGUUGUUUCCAGGCAACGAUUUGUCAUCGUCGAAUGGGAGCUCUUGUACUUGUGUUUCUUUCUGUUUAAAUCAGGCGAGGUGUCAAUUUGUGGCAACAAUAAGCUAAAUCAACGAAAUGAGAGUCGUUUUCAUUUUGAAUCCACCUUACAGUGUACUCCCUUCACUUUGUAAAUCCGGAAGCGACGAAUCGUCAACGGUGAAUGUCGAACUCAUCGUUCUACUUCUACGGUGAAUGUCGAAUCCCAUUUGUUAUCUUAGCCGAGAAAGUCGUGAGACAAUUUAUCUAA
Molecule: messenger RNA, 1963 nt
Organism: Brachypodium distachyon (stiff brome)
Lineage: Eukaryota; Viridiplantae; Streptophyta; Magnoliopsida; Poales; Poaceae
Product: UDP-glycosyltransferase 91C1
Exons: 2
Coding region: 197-1633 (478 amino acids)
Molecular function (GO): UDP-glycosyltransferase activity
Source: RefSeq, a predicted model, not a curated record